UAAUCCGAUUUUCGCCGAAAUACUAUCAAAACGCUCGAUUUUAAAUCGCGGACUUUCUAGCGAUCGAAAUAUGGAUUUUGCCGAAAUGGGAUGUUACAUAUGCAACCUAGGGAGGUAGUUGUAACACUAUGGAGGAUGUUGAAGUAUAAGAUUUUUCCUAUCUGUCUCUCAGCUGUGUCGGUUGAUUUUGUGAACUAGUGGAUUUAGGACCCUUGAUUCAUGUAGUAUUGAUGAAUCCUCUUAUGUUGUGUUCUGGACUCGUGUAUCGAAAAGGGUGCUCAAGUGUGAAAUUAAAAAGCAGUUGGUUCUCCAUGUCAAAAAUUUGAAAUUCUAAGACAUGGGGUAAGCCCAACGUGUGUGGCACCGUUCAUUGCACAAAAUCAGGUUUUGGAAGAGAUUUUAGUGAUCCUUGGUGGGGUAGGCCUACAAGGUGAAGUUAACUUGUCUCUAAUACAAGUAAAAUUUCCGCCCGUUUAACGGUUUGCCUACAUGAGGAUGUGUUUUUAAGGGCACAGAUAGAGCUUCCGACGCCCCUUAAUUUCAUUGACCCUCCGCACGAAGUGAGGAAUAGGAGUUAAAAGAAGUACUCUGGCGAGUGACAGAUGUACAUAAAUUGCUCUUGCUCACAUAUUAAGGGCAGACCGCGAAUACAAACUGCAGUUGGAACCCUAGCAAAGAAAAAAAAAGAAACAAAUAGUAAGAAGAAGGGGUUCUGACUCGACUCUACUGUCACUCCAGGAAUUGGCCAAGUGAAACCACUUCCUAAAGCGUAGUAUAGCGGGUUAGGUUUAUAUGUCAACCCGGGUCCUAGAUUUGCUGACUACUCAGUGAGUUCUUGUUAUCUAGCAAUAAAACUGGAAUGCAAGUCUAACUAACAAACUAACGAAGCAAGUAAACUGGUUGUAUUCAAGUUAAAGAGGUCACCUGGAUAUGGUUCCCCCUAGACUGCAGUUAAGCCGGAUUGUAAUUACCAAGUUCAGUUUCUAUGAUAGUUAUACUGCGGAAGGUUCUUAAACAGUCUGAAGUCUCGACUAAAGGUCUUCAGGCCCUCUCAAUCUGAAUCUCUAGCGGGCGACUAACCUCCACUGGAGUAGACAAAUUGAGGCCCUAAGAACAAAACCUCCACUACCGGGGUAAAUCCGGUACAGAAUAGUGAGUUGGCUCCUCGACUAAACUCACCAACUCCCUACCUUCAAUCAAGGAUACUCUAUUAACCUAGGCAGAUAUUCUCAUUCUAGGUUAAAGCAGAAACAACAGGAAUUUGAUCAGGAUUCAAGUCAUUCAAUCAUUAAAACCUCAAUCGAAUAUAAUCAAUCACAGAAUCAGUACUUGGGUUCAUACAAUCAAAGCCUAACAUACAAAUCUAGGGUUCUCCAUACCCAGAUGAAUGGGAGAACUACUCCAUAGAGAAGAAAGCAAAAGCAGAAUCAGACACGGAAUUCAUACUGCGAAGGAUGGAUUCCUGCUUCUGGACGUUGAUUGGCACUUCUCCAAGCUCAAGCUGGCCUCCAAUGGUGUUGAAGAUCAAUCUAGGGCACUUGGAGACUCUUGUUCGUCGCUUUCUCUCUCUAGAAAUCGCUUUCUUUCUCAAAAACCCGAAUCCUCCCGAAUUGUGGCUGAAAUUCUGCUUAAAAGGAGAAAAUCCCGACUCACACGGCCAGGGUGGCACAGCCGUGCAGCUCACCCAGUUGCCCGUGUGAGUCAAAACGCAUCGUUUCAUUUAGUUCGAAUUCCAGGCUCUUUGCACGGCCAGAAUGGCACGGCCGUGUGGACAUCCCCUCUUGCCCGUGUUUGCUCUCGCAGAAUAUGGCACGGCCAACCCGGCCACUCGCACGGCCGUGUCGAUCCUCUGCUCUGCCCGUGUGUGCUCUCGGCAAAACUCGCACGGCCAGGCCAUUACUUCACACGGCCGUGCGAGUUUCAGGGCAGCCCGUGUGACCUCCCUUGUGACUUGUCUCGCGCCCGAUCUUCACCCAAUCGACCCCGAACUCGCUCCUAAACCUUCAUUCACUUGCCAGGACCUGAAAUAUCACAAACAAGCACAACCUAGCGUGAAAUCGGUCUAAAACACGAGAAACCACCUCUCAAACGGUGUAAGAACAGGGGUGAAAACAUGUGUAACUAACGGUCUAUCAAACUCCCCCACACUUAACCGUUUGCUUGUCCCCAAGCAAACCUAACUCAAACCAAUGCAACUCUCCAGACCUCUAUAGCAACAAACAACCCAGAUCGUAGGUAGAGGACUUCCUAUAUCAUUUAGCAACUUACGAGGUCAACCGACGCACAAGUCAUCUCAUAACUUCUUCGGCGAGUCGGCAUCAUGGCAAAUAGUGAACAGAGGACAAAUGAAUUUUGGAUGAAGAGAUUCUAAAAAACAACAGAUCAUGGACUCACAUUUUUCAAGGUGCUCUAUUUUCUGCUUAAGGAUGUUUGGAACCCCUUUUCUUUCUAUUAUGCUUGUUUCUGUUAUUUUUCUUUUCUUUUUUCUUUUUCAAGGGUCCCAACCUGCUCUUACCGGCCAUGCCAGGAGCGGAUGUCUCGAGCCUCGUGCGGGGGAAAGACAUGUAAGGGGGCUGGAGGUAGUAGGUGGAAAUUGGGAACGAAUUCUCGUCUCCCCUUACACACUUUUGCCCUAUUCGCACGGGAGACGUUUAUUUUGAAGCACAUUUUCGAGCACCUGUUAUUUUCAAAACAUGAUACAAGAGUCCAUGACAGGCAGAGAAUCCACAACACCACACAAUUCAAGGGUCCUAAGAUCACUAAUUCACUCAAUCAACCAACUCAAUAUGAAGAAGAAAUGAGACUUCUUAAAUGCAUCGACAUCCUCCAUAGUGCUACACUACCUCCCUAUGUUGCAUAUCACUAUAAAGACUGUCAAUUCAA
This is a messenger RNA of Linum trigynum, 2883 nucleotides long. The record is from the annotation of a GenBank genome assembly. NCBI's taxonomy places the organism in Eukaryota, Viridiplantae, Streptophyta, Magnoliopsida, Malpighiales, Linaceae.